Drosophila kikkawai is the source of this 601-nucleotide messenger RNA. RefSeq names its product Odorant-binding protein 56g (gene Obp56g). Gene Ontology annotation, biological process: sensory perception of smell. Gene Ontology annotation, molecular function: odorant binding. The record is from RefSeq and is a predicted model, not a curated record. Lineage: Eukaryota; Metazoa; Arthropoda; Insecta; Diptera; Drosophilidae.
UUUACUAUAAAAAGCAAUGUGGCUUUGGCCAGCGAUUAGAGAACUGAAAAGUCUAGCAAAAUGAGGGCUACUCUGGCAUUGACUCUGCUGCUCAGCUGCCUGACAGGGAUUCUGUCGCAACACAUGAACAUGGAUUCAGCGGUGACUAAAGAAGUGGUAGAGGGUUGCCUGAAGGAAAAUGGAGUUUCUACCGAUGACUUGGCAGACCUGCAGAGCGGCAAGGUGAAGUCUUCAGAUGCCAAAGACAACGUCAAGUGCGCCACCCUGUGUAUACUGGUGAAGAGCGGCUACAUGGACUCCACUGGCAGUUUGCUGACCGAGAAGAUCAAGCAGCAAUUUGUUAACUCGCCCCUCAGUGCCGCCGUGGAGAAGGAUCUGGAAAGGUGCAGCAAGGUCAAGGGUGCCAAUGCCUGCGAUACUGCCUUCCAGGUGCUGGCAUGUUUCCAGAUGCAGAACAAUCAAGGCUAGGAAUACCAAUAUCCUUCCAAAAGAGCAAAAAAAGUGAGCUGCAAAACCUAUUAGAUCCUGAAUUGUACCAAAAACAGCAUUCAAUGUAAUACAUAGUAACAAAUACACGUCUUUACAAGUUUUUCAAAACGUA